ACGGAGUCAGGCAGCGCCCGCAGUCCAGCCCUAGCCUUCAGUCAGGCACAGACUCCCUCAGCCCCAUCUCCCGCUCUCCCCUUUGGACGUUUUGUUCGGUGUUGAAGCACAACACAUAAGCAGCCAUGGAUGCCAUCAAGAAGAAGAUGCAGAUGCUCAAGCUCGACAAGGAGAAUGCCUUGGACAGAGCUGAGCAGGCCGAGUCAGACAAGAAAGCAGCGGAGGACAGAAGCAAACAGUUAGAGGAAGAAAUGAGAGAAUUGGAAAAGAAAUUGCGUGUUACAGAGGACGAGAGAGAUAAGAUUUUUGAGGAGUUCCAAACUGCUGAGGAAAAACUGUUGGCUGCUGAGGAGACCGCUACCAAGGCUGAGGGAGAUGUCGCUUCCCUUAACAGACGCAUCCAGCUGGUUGAGGAGGAGUUGGAUCGUGCUCAGGAGCGUCUGGCAACAGCCCUGCAGAAGCUGGAGGAGGCUGAAAAGGCUGCAGAUGAGAGCGAGAGAGGCAUGAAGGUCAUUGAGAACAGGGCCAUGAAGGACGAGGAGAAGAUGGAGAUCCAGGAGAUCCAGCUGAAAGAGGCCAAACACAUCGCUGAGGAGGCAGAUCGCAAAUAUGAGGAGGUCGCUCGUAAACUGGUCAUCAUUGAGGGUGACCUGGAACGUACAGAGGAGCGUGCUGAGCUGUCAGAAAGCAAAUGCUCUGAACUUGAGGAAGAGUUGAAAACUGUGACCAACAACCUGAAGUCACUGGAGGCCCAGGCAGAGAAGUACUCACAGAAGGAAGACAAGUAUGAGGAAGAGAUUAAGGUUCUCACCGACAAGCUGAAGGAGGCUGAGACUCGUGCUGAGUUUGCUGAGAGAUCAGUGGCCAAGCUUGAGAAGACCAUCGACGACUUGGAAGAGAAACUGUCACAAGCUAAAGAAGAAAACCUGGAUAUGCACCAGAUGCUGGACCAGACUCUAAUUGAACUGAAUAACUUGUGAACGCACGAUCUUAAACCCCUCCACACACACGCGCCCAGUGGUUUGGCUUUUUGUAUUUGCACCUUGCUUACCAAGAUCCCCUCUUUUUAUUCCACUCCGAUGAUGGUGAACAAACAGCCAGUUGCUAUUUGUAUUGCACAAUCCUGCCUUGAGCGGAUCUCAACCCAGGAGCCAAGCUAAGGAGAAUUAAAGCAUAGCCAUACCUUUUUUUUUUUUUAUGCAA
Molecule: messenger RNA, 1203 nt
Organism: Fundulus heteroclitus (mummichog)
Lineage: Eukaryota; Metazoa; Chordata; Actinopteri; Cyprinodontiformes; Fundulidae
Product: tropomyosin 1 (alpha)
Exons: 9
Coding region: 126-980 (284 amino acids)
Biological process (GO): cardiac muscle contraction; actin filament organization
Cellular component (GO): actin filament
Molecular function (GO): actin filament binding
Source: RefSeq, a predicted model, not a curated record